This is a messenger RNA of Hypanus sabinus (Atlantic stingray), 5088 nucleotides long. It is a transcript of the gene anks4b, whose product is annotated as ankyrin repeat and sterile alpha motif domain containing 4B. The transcript has 2 exons. The record is from RefSeq and is a predicted model, not a curated record. Bases 78 to 1280 code for a protein of 400 amino acids. Gene Ontology annotation, molecular function: protein binding. Lineage: Eukaryota; Metazoa; Chordata; Chondrichthyes; Myliobatiformes; Dasyatidae.
GGGUCCACCUUAAGAGAGCGGGCCGGACCUUGGUCCCGGGACCGUGACCGCCCCCGGUGUCCGCCGCAGCUUCAGCGAUGAGCGGUCGUUAUCACAAGGCGGCCCGGGACGGGUACCUGGCUCCGCUGAAGGAAGCCACCAGGAAGGACCUCAACAGCUCGGACGAGGAUGGGAUGACCCCGACCCUGUGGGCAGCCUACCAUGGCCACCUGGAGGCUCUGCAGCUCAUCUGUAGUCGAGGAGGUGAUCCUGACGUGUGCGAUAUCUGGGGGAACACACCCCUGCACCACGCCUCCACCAACGGCCACCUCCACAUCGUCAUCUUCCUGGUCAACUUCGGUGCCAACAUCUGGGCACUGGACAACAGCUGGCACUCACCACUGGACGCGGCGGCCGGCAAGGGCCGCAUGGAGUGCGUCCGCUUCCUGGACGCGGCGGCCUCCAAGCAGACGGCGGCCAACCCCAAGCAGGUCGCCCGGCUGAAGGAGAAGGCAAGGAAGGACUGCGAGCGGCAGAUCCGAGAGAGCGAGAGGCGGCAGAAGAAGCAUCAGAGGCAGAUGAACAAGAAGUACGGAGAGGAGGGGCAGGGGCAGAGUGUCAGCUCCCGAAGCGUUGGCUCGCUGGGGUCCGGCACCCUCACCUCUUUGCUGAAGGGGUCCCUGCAGAAGAAGCUCUGGAAGAAGGAGGGCAGCCAGAGGGUCCAGCCGGAACAGCCGGGUGCAGACGGCGUCCUCGGGAACCAGGCCAGUGGCCACACCAGCGUGCUGGAAGUGUUUGCUGAGCCAAACGCAGCCUCUCCCGACUUGGCAUUCACCGAAACUGAGCAACGGGAAUCGCUUUUCAACCGGCCAGGGCUGGGCAACAUGCUAUUCCGGAGGAAUUUUGUCCCAUGCUUGGAGGAGGAGGAGGAGGAGCUGGAAGACAUGGGUCCCCUGGUGCCCGCGGAGUUCCUGGACUUUGAGGAGGGUGGUGAGGAGCCUGGCACCCUCGGUGAGGAGGAGUGUGAGGACUUGCCCUGGGAGGAGCAGGAGCUGGGGCUGGAUGACGAGGAGCCGGAGACGAGCCCCCUCGAGGUGUUCCUUGCUGCCCAAAACCUAAGCGAGUUCCUGCCCUUCCUGGUCCGGGAGCAGAUGGACCUCGAGUCGCUCGUGCUCUGCUCCGAAGCUGAUCUGAAGAGUAUCCACCUGCCGCUCGGGCCACGGAAAAAGAUCCUCUCAGCGGUCGAGCGGAGGAAAUUAAUCUUGGAAACCGCCAGUGAGCUGGUGGACACAGUAUUGUAGUUUCCCCCUGGUUAGGAGAUGUCAGUCCUCCUGACUGUGGUCCUGUCUGCUGCUGUGAAUUCAGGCGUCUCUGUCUCCCACUGACUUCACCUUGGGCCGUUCUGUAGUACAAUUUUAAAUGGGGUGUGAGUGGUGGGUGCCUGGAAUGUGCUGCCUGGGGUGAUGGGAGACGCAGAUACAUUAGAGACUCUUAAACAAUCUUUAGACAGGCAUGUGAAUGUGAGGAAAAUGGAAGGAUAAAAGCAUAAAAAAUAAUAGACAAUAGGUGCAGAAGUAGACCAUUCGGCCCCUCAAGUCUGCACCGCCAUUCUGAGAUCAUGGCUGAUCAUUCACUAUCAAUACCCAGUCCCUGCCUUGUCCCCAUAUCCCUUGAUUCCCCUAUCCAUCAGAUAUCUAUCUAGCUCCUUCUUUUUUACUUACUAAUUUAAUGUGUUCAGCAUUAACAUUGAGGGCCAAAAUGCCUGUUCCUCUGUUGUACUGCCUACGUUUGAGUACAUUGUAGGAACAGGCCCUUCAGCCCAUCAUUUCUCUGUUGAGCACAAUGUCAAAUUAGACUGAAUCUUUUUUGCAUGUCCGUGAUCUGUGUCUGUCCUUUUGUCUAACAGCUUCCUGCACAUCACCAUCAUGGCUGCUUCUACCACCAGCCCUGGCACCCACCACUCUGUGUGUAAGAAAAAAAUAACACCCCCCAAAUCUCCUCUAAACUCCCCCCUCUCACCUUAGUGGUGUACAGUACAGAAACAGGCCCUUUGGCCCGUCCACCUCCAUGGCCAGCUACUCGAAUCCCAUUUCACUGCAUCAGCACAGAGUGCUCUAGAUUGUUUAAUGCCAUUUCCAGUACACAAGUAUAAAGAAGAAAGAAAGAAUUGUUACUCCAGAUCUGACACAGCACAAAAAAGAUAAAGAUCACAAUAAUUUAAAAAAAACCUGAAUACAAAAGAUAGCUUAUAUACAUUGAUUGUAUGUCCAUAAAGUGACGCUAGGUGUGGGAGGGUCUGUUCAUAAAGUGACUCUGACAGGAAACCAGGCCAUAAGAUAGAGGUGCUGAAUUAGGCCAUUUAGCCUAUCGAGUCUGCUCUGCAAUUUCAUCAUGGCUGAUCCUUUUCCCCCUCAGCCCCAAUCUCCUGCCUUCCCAUAUCCCUUCACGCCCUGAACAACCAAGAGUCUAUCAACCUCUGCCUGAAAUAUAUCCAAUGACUUGGCCUCCACCACCACCACCAGUUGCAACAAAUUCCAGAUCCACCACUUUCUGGUGAAAGAGAUUCUUCCUCAUCUCCAUUAUGAAUGGAUGUCCCUGUAUUCUGAGGCUGUGUGGUGGUGGUGGUGAGGGAUGUGGAGGGGAGGGUUAGGGGUGGAGGUGCUGAUCAGGUAUAACUAUACUUUGAUACUCCAGACCUGGGAGAAGGACUCUAACUAGAGGAAGGUUUACCAGGAUGCUGUCUGGAUCAGAGAGCACGUCCUAAUGAGGAGAGAUGAAGUGAGCUUGGGCUUUUCUCUUUGGAGUGAAGGAUGAGAGGUAACUUGAUAGAGGUGUACAUGAUGAUGAGGUAUAGAUCGAGACUUUUCCCAGGGUGGAAAUGGCUAAUACCAGAGGGCAUAUUUUUAAGAUAAUUGGAAGAAAGUAUAGGGAUAAUUUCUUUACGUGGAGAGUGGUGGGUGUGCAGAAUGUCCUGCCCGGGUGGUGGUAGAGGCCGAUACAUCUGGGGCAUUUAACAGACUUAUAGAUAGACACAUGGAUGAUAGUAAAAUGGAGGGUUAUAUGGGAGAGACUUGGAUUGAUCUUAGAGUAGGUUAGAAGCUUGGCACAAUGUUGCGGGCUGAAAGGCCUGUACUGUGCUGUAAUGUUCUGUUCUUUUUCAACUCUGCUGAAGCCUCACAUAAUCUUGCAAACCUCAAUCAGGUCACCCUUUGACCCCCUUCACUCCAGGGAAAUCUCUCCCCAUAACUAGUGUCCUCCAAUCCAGGCAAUGCCCUGGUGAAUCUCCUCUGCACUCCCUCCAACACAAUCACACCCUUCCUACAGGGUGGCAAUGAGAUUGCACACUGUACACCUCUGCUAAUGCUGCUUUUUCUUGGGAUGAGUAGUGCCCCUCUACUCCCCUGGGAAGGGGUCUCACCAGGACCACCAAUGUUCUCUGGAAGUGUCAAACAUUGUUAUAUAUCCUCUAACAUUUGGGAGGGUUCCUGCUCACGAUGUGACCAAGUUUGGAUAUAGGAAAGGAUUUUGAGGGAUAUUGGUGAAUCACAGGCAAAUAGGAUGAGCAGAGGCAGGUAUCUUGGUCAACACAAACGUGCUGCGCCAAAGAGCCUGUUUUCUCUCUGAAAAGUGGACUCAGGCACUAUAGACAGAAAUGGGAAAUUAUUGAAAGAUGGAAAGUCAUGACAUUAGCAGAAACUCGAGUCCACGUUCAGCCUCUCUGAUUAAUUAUCCCGGAACAAGAAUCAUUUCACAAAAUGGUGGCUGCAAAGACAGUCUCACAAAAUGGCCACCUCCAAACAAAAGACUUCUGCUUGGCCUGCUUCCACCACCCUCGCCUCAUUCCUGUUCACUGACUUGUAGGUUGUAAUUUCUUACUGGACAAAAGUCUGGAGACCGACAAUGUCUGAAGUGAGUGGCCGUGGUUACAACCUAUCUGUUAUCCCUUGGUGGAAUCCUUCUGAAGAUAGACCAUCAGGAGAGGACAGUCAGUGUGGGAGCUUCACCUGCAGAGUGUCUGCUCCUCAAAAUGGAAGGGGCUCUGUUCAUCUCCUCCAACACCACCCUGAAACAGAAAGGAAUUGACAAAGGAAACCUGAACGUUUAACAUUCCUACAUUGAUGAAUCUUUGUGUGUUUCUGCUUUUCCCCUGAUGUGUGACUGUGUCAAUAUCUGCUGUGUCAAUAUUACCUUGAGUUUAUCAACCGGUGCCAAUUGACCUGUGAUUAUCAGUCUUCAGCUAGUGGUGAUUCUGUCUCCUUUAUGAUGUUCUUUGGCCAAUCACAAUGUUAUUUAAAAUAAAUAUUUAACUGCCUAGAAUUGUCUCCCCUUUCAUUGAACAUGGUCUGAUGUGAAAUUGUACAUUACUCAUGUUAAAUGUAGUGUUCAAAUUAAGUUUAUUAUCAAAGUACACACGUCGCCAUGUACAACCCUGAGAUGUAUUUUCUUGUGGGCAUUCACAAUAAAUACAAAGAAACACAAUAGAAUCAGUGAAAAACCGCACACGGACAGAGACGGACAAACAACCUAUGUACAAAAGACAACAAUGAGCAAGUACAUUGUUUUCCUAGGGGAUUGUCUACUGGUGGGUCCUUGGGUGGCUGUAGAGGCCAAUCAGGCGUCAACGUAGCAUACCCAGGACUCACUUACACUAACCAUAUGUCUUUGGAAUGCAGGAGGUCAGGGGGAGAGUGCACAAACUCCUUAUAGAUGGCAACAGGAAUCAAACUCCCGUUAUACAGCUCGCGCUGUAAUGCUUUGUGCUAACCAUGACACUAUCAUGCCACCAUAAUAUGACUUGUACUGAACAAAGAUACAUUCAGCAGAUUGGUCUGACCUUUUGUACAAUUUAAAAGAAUGAGAUAUGAUCUCCUUUAAAUGUACAAAAUUCUUCAGGAGCUCAACAAUAUACGUUGGGAAUUGAUGCUUCCUCGUCUGCGGUCAGUUUCAAAAUCAGGAGUCGGCUAUCUAAGAGAGAUUAGGAGAAAUGUCUUUAUUCAGAAGGUACUGUAACAAAAAUAUUGACACCACCUCAGCAUUCCUUCGGACUAUGUCGGUCGUUGACACAAAAAGAUGCUUUUCACUGUACAUUUUUAUAUUUCAAUGUACAUG